This is a messenger RNA of Phascolarctos cinereus (koala), 2159 nucleotides long. RefSeq names its product EF-hand calcium binding domain 11 (gene EFCAB11). Gene Ontology annotation, molecular function: calcium ion binding. The record is from RefSeq and is a predicted model, not a curated record. NCBI's taxonomy places the organism in Eukaryota, Metazoa, Chordata, Mammalia, Diprotodontia, Phascolarctidae.
GGAGUGGGCGGGGAAGGCGGUGUGGUUUGGCGCCUGCAUCUUUGCUCUGGCCGCUCUGAGAUGUUCGCCUCCGAGACCCGAACCUGGUGGACGGGACGCGAAGCCCGGCCCUCAGAUCGACGGAAGUGGGUGAAAGUAUUUGAAGCAUGUGAUGAAGAUAAAAAAGGCUAUCUAAGCAGAGAAGACUUUAAAGUUGCUGUAGUAAUGCUGUUUGGGUACAAACCCACAAAGAUAGAAGCAGAUUCUGUUAUGACAUCAAUAAAUUCAAACGCUUCAGGUAUAUGCCUUGAAGAGUUUAUAAAACUAAUGGAGAAAAAAAAAGCAGCCCAACUCCAUCAGAAUGAAAUAAGACAGAUCUUCACAGCUUUUGACAGGCAAUAUCGUGGAUUUUUAACUUUGGAAGAUUUCAAAAAAGCCUUCAAACAAGUGGCUCCCAAGUUGUCAGAAAGGAUUGUGCUCGAAGCUUUCAGAGAAGUAGAUCAGGACUCAGAUGGACAUGUCAGCUUUAAAGACUUCGAAUAUGCAAUGAACUAUGGUAAAAAUGAAGCAUAAAUAUCAGAAUCUACUUAUGCCAAAUUCCAGAAGGCAAGAGAUUUAAUUCGGGAUCAACACAAUGUCCAGUGUUUUGAGAAACUGCUUUCAAGACUAUUGUAAAAUUAUCCUGUUCUUAAUAGAUUAUAAAUAUAUAAUUCAGUAUGUUUUCAUUUUGAAUCAUUCUAAUUUACAAAUAAUAUCACUUUAAUUAUGCACUCCCUGUGAUUAGACUCUUUCUUGAUUCUGGUUUUUAAUGUGACUUUUAGCUUUUAUAAUGGUCUUGUCUCUUUGCUAAUAAUACAUUAGAGGAAGUUGGAAUAUGAUAUGAUAAAAAUUUAAGUGUCUCAGAAUUCUAGUGGAUAAUCACAUGUAGAUUAUUACAGAUAAAAGGAUAGUCUAUUACCUGGCCAAUAGCCUUAAAGGAGAAUGUAUUAAAAAGUGAAAUGUCCAAAUUGUAAUUCCAUUUGGAAAGGCUGAUUAGAAACAUUAGUGUAAAGAGAAUUUGAAGGGAGAGGUUGUUGAAGGGCAAAUCAGUUAAAUUGAGAGAAAGAAGUUACUUUUAAGCCUUUGUGAUAAAAACUGAGCAUAGUUUCCCUUCUCGUCAGUUUAAUCGCUGCUGGAAUGGAUAAGGAAUGGUGGAAACACAAUGGAAGUCCUGGAGUUUCAUUUGUGAAUAUAUGUAAAAGAUAUGUACAAUUCUAUAUGAUCACUUAAUUGUGUAUACCAGAAUACCCACCUAGCUACAGGUUUAGAGUCAUUAAUUCAUUCAACAACUACCUCCUGAGCUUUGGAAUUAUGGAAUAUGUAAAGCACUUACCUGAUGGUUCAUUGAGAUACUAAGAGAAUUUUAAGACAUUAUUCCUGAUCCUAUGGAGCUUUCUCAAUCUAUCAGUCAAUCAAUCAACAUUUAUUAAACGCCUACUAUCCGCCAGGUACCAUGCUAAGCCCUGGGGAUGCAAAAGACAGUCCUGGCUUUUAAGGAGCUCACUACCUUUGUUUAAAUUUCACUGUUGAAUCUGAAGUUGACUUGCUGAUGAUAAGAAGGGUUCCUGAGAUGCCACUGGUCACUUCCAACCACAGCUAUCUUAUCAGCCAGCCUACUAUCACUAGAAAUUGCCUUCUGAAAUAGAGUAAACCUGUGAACACCACAGCACAAUAUUUGAGCUUUAUUUCAGAUCUUUUACCAUCCUAUGAACAAAAGUUUAUAGCCUUAAUCCAAUAUGUAUUCGAGGGGGGAUGGAUGUGUAACAGAUUCUCAUUGAUCUCAAUAGCUUUUAAUAUCACUAUCAAACCACUUAUUCCUCUCCAGGAUGCACUCAGGACUUUCUCUACACUGCCCUAGAAAUCUUUUCAUCCUAGAAACUCAUUCUAGCUUUGGAAUUCACAAAUUGGAAAUAUCCCUACCCCUGUAGCCUCUUCCCCUGAUUGGAUGGUUCCUCCUAGAAUUUCCUUGUAAGGAGGUCACCCAGGCCCACCAUGUCUCAUUUCUCUGUAGUCUACACUUUGGACUUUUUCUAACAUAUGCCUCUGACAAAUAGACAACACAUUUUAUAGUAGCCGCUUAACGCUCUGCUUUUUUGCUCUGUGCUUUAGAACAUCAGAAAUAAACAAGCUCCCACCUCUAA